AUGGAACAAGCCGAGCCCGCCGCCGAAGCAGCACACGAAGCACACACAUUGCCUCACCCGGAGACAGCCUACUUUGAGCCGAAUGUACCCGAAAAAAGGGAGGAACGAAAUCAAGCCUUGCGCCGUUGCUCCGCUGUGCUUCUGGAAGCCCGCGCGAAAGGACUUGGAGCCUCACCCAGCCCGAGGUGGCAAUAUCUUCAUGGCGUGGCGGCGCCGCACCCUCAUCCUCUGGAAUCGGUUGUGCUCCGUGCUGAUAUUGGCCGCGUAUGUGCUCUGCCUCGGCAACAGGCAAAUCUGCUUAUCCGUCAUUUUGUGCGGGUUUCACGUGCCAUACCGCCUUAUACUGCUGCCGCUGCUCGCUGCACUCCUUUGGUUCCUGGUGGCUGGGAAAUGGAUCGGCCUUUCCCGCCGUAUGAACUUGACGUGACCAUCCGCGACUCUUUGCUUGGCUCAGCCCCUGGCCCCGACGACAUGUUGAAUGAAUUUCUACACCGUCUCGGGCCCGUUGCGCGCGGCACUCUUAGAACGAUGAUCCACAACCCCUUGCAAAUGGCAGCCUGCCUGAAGACUCCAUGA
Molecule: messenger RNA, 576 nt
Organism: Trypanosoma cruzi
Lineage: Eukaryota; Euglenozoa; Kinetoplastea; Trypanosomatida; Trypanosomatidae
Exons: 1
Coding region: 1-576 (191 amino acids)
Source: RefSeq, a predicted model, not a curated record